This is a messenger RNA of Pantherophis guttatus, 3339 nucleotides long. RefSeq names its product cell division cycle associated 4 (gene CDCA4). The record is from RefSeq and is a predicted model, not a curated record. Gene Ontology annotation, molecular function: transcription regulator activity. Gene Ontology annotation, cellular component: nucleus. Lineage: Eukaryota; Metazoa; Chordata; Lepidosauria; Squamata; Colubridae.
GCAGCCGUUGGUCCCUCCCCUUUUUCUCAGGCGCCGACAUCAUUGAAGCAGGAGCGGGCUCUCCGCGCGGCAGUCGGCUUUCGUCAGCGGGAACAGCGGAAGUCCCACAAUGUAUGCCAGAUACUUUAUUUAAUUACUGAAUACACUUCUUACUGGUCUCAGGUAGGUGGUGCUAGACCACCUGCUGUAUGGAAUCUUCUAUAAAAUGGGAGAAGAGGAAGGACUGCAUCAAGCACCAUUAUUGGACACAAUGUUUGUACGUGGACUGAAGAGGAAAUGCAUUGAAGGUGAAGAUGAUAUUGAAGGAACUUUUACUGGCUUUAAAGCUAUUCCUUCGUAUAACCUUCAGCGCCAGUCACUGCUAGACAUGUCAUUGGUAAAACUUCAGCUCUGCCACAUGCUUGUUGAACCUAAUCUGUAUCGUUCAGUGCUUAUAGCCAAUACAGUACGGCAGAUCCAAGAAGAAAUGACUCAAGAUGGAAGCUGGCAGAUGAUAAGUCCUCAGAGUACAGGACCAGCCUCUCUGGACCGUCUUGUUUCAACAGAUAUUCUCUGCCGUUCUUCCAAAGAGCAAACUGAAGAAAAGCUUGCUCAAGAAUAUAGUGGUUUCUCUAAGAAUUUUGAGGACACACAGUCACAAGAGAAUGUAGACAUCUUAAGGCCUGCUGUACUACAAGCAUCCAGAAGCUUGCAGGGAAACGUGUGGGAGAUGGAUAGCAUUCCAGAAAAUAGAGUAAACUUCCAUAAAUCGUCAUUAGAUCAAAUAUUUGAAACCUUAGAAACUAAAACUUCUGACGCUGUUGAAGAUCUUUUUUCAGAAGUUGACAGUUCUUAUUACAAUCUUGAUACUGUAUUAACAGGAAUGAUGGGCAAUACAAAAAUGGGACACUGUGAUGUUCUUGAAACCUUUCCUCAAGGAGCCACAAAUUCUAAUUCUAACUGUAAGUCUGAUCUUAAUGAGCUUGAUCAUUUUGUAGAGAUUCUGGUUGAAUCUUGAAACUAAGAAAAAUCCCUUGAAGAAGCUAGGUUGUAAACAAUAAAACUUGAGAUAUUUUGUUCUCUUAAAUCUGGAUGUGAUCUUCCCUUACCGACUUGCCCCCAAUUCACAUCAUUUUGCAAAAUUGAGUUAAUUUAUAAAAUUAACCCAUAAUUUGUAGUGUUCAGUCUUGUUAAGUAUAUAUUUUAGUGGCCACAGUUCAGAGAUAAUCAAAAGCAUACAUUUAAAUUGUCAAGAGCCCAAACUUUAAAAAUCAAUUUAAAUCUACUACAACCCAUUCUAUAUUGCAAAUUACUUUGGAAACUCCCUAAUUUUCAGCAGUACACUGGCAUGUCAAAAGAUCUCUAGGUGUAAUCAUGUACUCUCUAUUUUGACCAUGCAUUUUUCUAUUUUUGGGGCCUAACUUAUCAGGAGGCCCUUCUAAUAUUAAGGGACAAAUUAGUAUAUCAGGAUUCUUCUUUCUUGCCUAUCUCAUAACUGUAGGGUGCAAUUGUUAAAGACACUCCAGUCCUUAAAAUACCACAAAUGAAAUCAAAUCCCAUAAUGUCUAGUUUAGGCGUGAUUCCUGCAGCCUACCAGAACCUUUGAGAUUAUACCACUGAAAUUCAGAAGCAAAGUGGUCAACUUGAGUACAUUAUUUCCCAGAAGUAUUUUCUUAACCACCCCAGAGGAACUGAAAAUUUCAGUGCAUCGCUUCUAGUGAUAUCACCUUACUCAAGGGACUAAGUUGCAGCCUAGCCCAACAAAAAUUAUUCAUUAAGAAUAAUUUCAAUUUAAUUCAAAUUAAGAAACUUGCUGUUUUGUUUUAUGGAAUUAAUUUGGUAUAAAGACAAAAUGCUUCAUUUUUCCCUCCUUAGUUUCACACAAAUACUAUAUUCUGUAAGAUUAUUUACCACAUGAGCUCUUGAAAAAUUGUAAAGCAGCUAUUUCUCAUUUUCCUAGUCUUGUUUCUUUUUAAAAUUAUAGGUUUUUUUUAAAAAAAAGUAUCAGUGUUCAGAAUAUUAUAGCUAUUUUCUGAAGAUAUAUUUUUGCUAUGAAUUCUGUCUCAAAACUGCUUAUUUAAUAUCUUGAAAUAUUUGCAGUUGUAUUUUUUAAUUGUUUUGAAAAAAGGGACUUUUCUCCCUUAUAACUGACUUUCCCUGCAUAGUGCAGUACAGUAGAAGUAUGUGUAAUUGUUAACUACAAGCUGAGCUAUUAUCAGCAUUCAGCCUUGAAGUAGAGUAUUAGAGAUCAAGUUAUUCUUGAAACCUAAACAUCUGAGGAAGAGCUUCCAAUAGGCUUCAGGAACUCUUGAUGCAUUUAAACUUCAGUUCAAGCCAUGUUUUUGUUAUCUUCAAGCAUAAAUUAUAUGGGUUUUAUUUAUAAAUAUUUAUAUAGCUAUGCCAUCAAACAAAUUAUUGGCUGAAGUUUACCAUUUACUUUUAUAUUUAGGGGAAAGCACCCCUUUAUUGCACUAAUUACUAACCAACUGUUACAGAGGCCUUUGAGUUCUCCAAACUUAAAUUGUUCUAUUUGCCAGUCUGUAAAUGUGCAUUCCUGUGAGUCCUUAUAAACAUAUUAUCUCAGCAAAUUAUUUAAAAGAAACAUGCAUUCACAUGCAUGUAAUUAUCUACUAAAAAUCCUAGUGCAUACCAUUUAUAAUAAAUUGCUGAAUUUUUUUCCUUGUUAACUGGCGAUAUAGGUAAAACAAUUGCAAGAUGAGAAAAAAAAAGUACUAAAUAAUUAUUUUGAGAAAGAAACAUUUGCUUCAAUAUCAAUAUAUUACCAUCACAGGCAAUUUUAGCUAAUUUGCAUUUGUUCCCUGUGAUUAAAAUUGGAUUGGUUGCUUGUUUAAAAUAAAUUCUUUGAAAAUGGUUUCUCUGGUGAUGCCUAGAUCAAAUAUAGAUUUCAAAAUAUUGGACACAUUUUCUCCCAGCAUGUCAUAGAUGCAGUAUAUCUUUGUGUAAAGGAAGUUAACCCUAACUCUUUAAACCAGUAAGGUUCAUUAUGCACAAUUAAAGCAACUGCUCUAUGCAUAAAGAUCCAUGUCUUCUGUGUACAUCAUUAAAUGUCUUUGUCUUGGUUUAUAUAUUAGAACUUAAGACCAUUUUGCAUGAUUAUCCCUUCCUGAGAUUUAAUGGGGCAGCUUAUAAGAAAGUAGCUUCAUGACUGUGGCCUUAAUAAUUUAAGUGCUUUUGAAACAGCUAAUUUGAAAAUAGCACUGUAUGUUUUUUAAUCUUGGCAAGUACUGUCUAAUUUUGUAAUUCAGUUUUGUGCCAGACCACACAAUUUGUAAGGAGAUCUUUCUUAAACAUUUGGAAGUGACUAAUAUCUUUUUAUAUUAAAGUUGAAUAUGAAAUGAC